AUGGCUGCCAAUGUGGAUAGCCGGGUCGAUGCGGCCAACUAUUACGACCCAGAGAAAAAUUCCGACGGCGAUGAUUACUGCUUCUCGGAGACCACUCCCACCUACGUGCGUCACGAAUUCGUGAAGAAGGUUUUUGGAAUUGUUACCCUUCAGCUUGCUGCUACAUUCGGGUUUCUGUUCACUACGCUCUAUGUCGAACCCAUGAAGGAGUUCUUCGAGGAGCGACCUUAUAUCGGGAUUGUGGCAAUUGUCAUCUUUAUCGUCCUCUCCGUUUUAAUUUCGUGCAAACGCACCCUGGCUCACAGAAAAGCUGUUGGGGCGGGACUCCUGGUUGUUUUGACUUCAUGUAUGAUGCUUUCUCUGACAUGCAUGGCGGUAAAAUAUGGGAUCUUCGAGGUCACAGUAGCAGCGGGGAUCACGGCCGCAUUGACGCUGGGCAUCGCUAUAUUCGCUAUGCAAACGAAGUACGACUUUACAGGUUGGCUUACGUACCUCUUCUGCAUCUCCCUCGCCUUGAUCGUUGGUGGUAUCAUCAUGGCCCUUUUCCCUAACCGGAUUAUGCGCAUAGUGUAUUCAUCAAUUGGAGCUCUGCUUAUGUGCAUUUAUUUGGUUGUCGACAUACAAAUGGCCGUUGGUGGUAAGAAGUACGAGUGGACAAUUGACGACUACGUCAUCGCCGCCCUCUGCAUCUACGUUGACAUCGUAUCUCUCUUCAUGCACCUACUCAGCCUUGUGGGUAGUGCUAGCAGCUGA
Molecule: messenger RNA, 753 nt
Organism: Babesia ovata
Lineage: Eukaryota; Apicomplexa; Aconoidasida; Piroplasmida; Babesiidae
Product: conserved transmembrane protein
Exons: 4
Coding region: 1-753 (250 amino acids)
Cellular component (GO): membrane
Source: RefSeq, a predicted model, not a curated record